AUGAAAAAGCCGUGUUUCAGAGUCAUUACCAUAGUUGUAGGUCUUUGUUUUACUGAAACAAUGACAAACCCAUCAAGAAGCAGUAUGUUAUUCAAUUCUGAGUGCCAAUGGAAUGGACAUCACCUCACAAACUGUUCUUUUACUGGAAACCGUGAGAUACCUGUGGACAUAUCACAGACAGCAGCUACAGUGGAUGUAAAUUCCAGUUUCUUUAGGGUUCGCUUCCAAUCUCACACGAAAAAAGAAGAAUGGAAUAUAAAACAUCUGGACCUCAGUAACAACCUCAUAUCAAGAAUAACUUUAAGCACUCUUGCCCAUUUACAUGCUUUGGAAAUAUUAAACCUCAGCAACAAUACCAUCUGCUCCGUCUCAGUGGAUCUAGCCAACCUUAAGUCCUCAUGGGUGAAGCACCACAGAAGCAGCUUGAGAAAUGGGCUUCCAUUUCUAAAGUUGCUAAUUCUUCAAAGAAAUAAACUCAGCGACAUUCCCAAGGGUAAGUACAAUUUUAAAAGAUCGACUAGACCAAGAAACAAUGAGUAUGUGGAGAAUAAAUGUUUAAUGUCAAUAAGAAUUCCAUGUUUGUUUUCAGUUUCGAGGAAACAGCCGAAAGUAAAGCAAUCUGAUUAG
Molecule: messenger RNA, 627 nt
Organism: Diceros bicornis minor
Lineage: Eukaryota; Metazoa; Chordata; Mammalia; Perissodactyla; Rhinocerotidae
Product: leucine-rich repeat-containing protein 66-like
Exons: 1
Coding region: 1-627 (208 amino acids)
Cellular component (GO): voltage-gated potassium channel complex
Molecular function (GO): transmembrane transporter binding; voltage-gated potassium channel activity; potassium channel activator activity
Source: RefSeq, a predicted model, not a curated record